GUUUUGGGGCUGAGAGGAAGUUAAGCAUCUCCCCGAGAGACCGAUGUGUGCAGAGCACCAAUAAGGGCCAGAAGAAAUGGCCGCAAGAUCCAGCAAGAGAUGAAGCUUCACUCCAGCUCUGGAAUAUGGAGCUAAUCUCCAUCCCCUCUCCCUUUCCCUUGCCAGGAUCCUUCAAUGGUGUCUUGUCAACCCUGCAUGCCCAUGAAUUGGCUUCAGUAGUCAUUAAAGAAUUGUUGGAGAGGACAAAAAUUGAUCCUAAAGAAGUAUCUGAAGUUAUACUUGGACAAGUAUUGACUGCAGGUGCUGGCCAGAAUCCUGCUCGACAAGCCAGUGUCGGGGCAGGGAUUCCAUAUGUGAUACCAGCUUGGAGUUGUCAAAUGAUAUGUGGAUCAGGCCUGAAAGCCGUGUGUCUCGGGGCUCAGUCUAUUAUGACAGGAGAUUCCAGUAUUGUGGUGGCUGGUGGUAUGGAAAACAUGAGCAAGGCUCCUCAUAUCAUCCGUUUGCGUGAUGGGGUGAAGAUGGGGGAAGCCUCUUUGGAAGACACUCUUAUUGUAGACGGCUUGACAGAUGCCUUCUACUGUUGUCACAUGGGAGUUACAGCUGAAAAUGUGGCCAAACAAUGGAAGGUUACUCGAGAAGAACAAGACCAACAUGCUGUAAUGUCACAGAACAAGGCUGAAAAUGCCCAGAAGGGAGGAUAUUUUGAUAAAGAGAUUGUACCUGUUGUUGUACCUUCUAAAAGAGGCCCCACAGAAGUUAAAGCUGAUGAACAUCCUCGCCAUGGGUGCAACCUAGAAACAGUGGCAAAGUUGAAACCUUGCUUCAUAACUGAUGGGACAGGCACCGUGACUGCAGCAAAUGCCUCAGGUAUAAAUGAUGGUGCUGCUGCUGUUAUUCUUAUGAAAAGAUCAGAAGCAGUUAAACGAAAUCUCAUUCCUUUGGCACGGAUCGUGUCUUCAGCUCAAGUUGGUAUUGAUCCUUCAGUUAUGGGAAUAGCACCUAUCACGGCAAUAAAAAAAGCUGUGGAAAAAGCUGGUUGGACAUUGGAUCAAGUUGAUCUGUAUGAAAUUAAUGAAGCUUUUGCUGCCUUAGGUGUCGCAAUAACAAAAGAACUAAAACUGAAGCCAGAAAAGGUUAACAUUGAAGGUGGGGCUGUUGCUCUUGGCCACCCUCUUGGAGCAUCUGGUUGUCGAAUCCUAGUUACACUUCUACAUUCACUAGAACGAACAGGUGGAAAACGAGGAGUUGCAGCUUUAUGUAUAGGAGGAGGAAUGGGCAUAGCUAUGUGUAUAGAAAGAUAAAAGGAAACUUUUCUUUGAUUUUGUAUCAAUUUGUAACAUGACUCAUCUUUAUUAGUAAGUAAUAAAGAAAUAUAAACCAA
Pantherophis guttatus is the source of this 1381-nucleotide messenger RNA. The record is from RefSeq and is a predicted model, not a curated record. Lineage: Eukaryota; Metazoa; Chordata; Lepidosauria; Squamata; Colubridae.